UCUUUAUUGAUUAUGUAACAUUACACAGUAUUGGAUAACCUGAGGUCACAUGACCCUGUACAGGUAAUUGCAUGCAAGGUCAUGGGUCAGAAUAAUAGAAGGCUAUUGGAUAAAUGAGCUUGUGUAAGAUUGACAGGUCAGUCAGUAACCAGUUGCCUUUCUUAUGUGUAAAUAUCCAUAGGCUAUAACUGACCAUAACAUUGUUGAGAUAAAAGUUUUUAAUUGCUUCACUGUGCAAUCUUAUGCAGUAUUGAGAGUGUUAAGUGAAAAUAUUAGCCAGAUUCAGCAACCAAGGACCUAUGGGAUAAUAACUGUACCACAAUACAAAUGACUGCUGGGACAAUUAUGGUGCAGCAUUGAUUCCCAUAACCUGUCACCAUAGAAACCUGUCACCCAAUGAACAGUAACCAAAGUUCAGAGAACAUGCAAGAUCCUUACUCUGCCAUGAUGAGCACUCAUGCGCAUCCCAGCGACCCCUACAAGUCCAGCGACCCCUACAAGUCCAGCGACCCUUACAAGUCCAGCGAUCCUUACAAGCCAUACCCCGUCAGCUUAGAAAGGUCACAUUCGAAUGGUUCCCAUGGUUCCCAAGGUCAAGGGAACGUCUCAAAUCAGUCGUUCUAUCACGGCAUGCAGCAGUACGCAUCGUUCUCAAACACUGGUGACCUCUACAAUGCCAUGACUUUGCCAUCCACUAUGGGACAGGACUAUGCGCCCCUUCCCGCCCACAUGGGCUCGCAGUCCCACAUGAACCUGAACCCAAGCAUGAUGUCCCGACUGACUCAGUCUCACAGCCAGUCUCACGCACCGUCACACACAAUCUCAUCUCCAACAGAUUCCUCGCCAUCAAACCAGGGUGACAUGAACUUAUCUAACUUAUCAUCCCCUGGACCAUCCACGAGUCGCCUUAGCAUGUCACCAGAAAACCAUUCAGAAGGUCAAGGGUCAGGUCACAGCCACCAAAGCCAUAUGUCCAGCAAUCUUUCGCCAAGUGAACGCGUAAAACACGAAUCCAGUGACAAUGGUUCUGUUAAGUCUAGCAAUGGAGAGGAAAGUGGUGUUCCCCCUAAAAAGCGUGCCCUUUCAUUACCAGAUGAAAACCGUGAUGACAAUUAUUGGGAAAAGCGUAAGAAGAACAAUGAGUCUGCAAAAAGAUCUCGUGAAGCGCGUAGAAUGAAAGAGGAGCAGAUAGCUCUUAGGGUUGUGUACUUGGAACAGGAAAACCUGCAGUUAAGAACUGAAGUCUCUCUAUUGAAAAGUGAGAUUGAAAAGCUCAGGUGUAUGCUUUAUAAUUCCUGACAAUGUCGGAUAUAUCCGGAAUUUCAAAUCCACGAGGCAUUAUGUACAAAUGUACGUGUAAUAUAAUAUGUGGAAUUAAAUAUAUUUAAAUGCAAUAUAAAAUGAAAUCUAGGCUGUGCACCAAAGAUGUGAUGCAAAAACUUUGAAUGUUUGUGUGUGAUUUUUAACAUAAAUAUGUAUAUAGUGAGAAUUCUUAAGACUGUACAUUUUUAAAGUUGUAAUUUGAAAUGGCAAUUAAUUGUCGGUCACUCACGGUUAUGCAACUCAGGGAAAUAGCAAGUCAGUCUCAGGUGUUGUUGUUGUUACUUUGUGAAUAAGUCAUGAUAUAUAAAACCCCGGUGAUUUUAAAUUUUGUUUUGCAAUAGACUAUAGUUUGUUUGUCCUGUUCUGCCAUUUUGUUUUUCUGUGACAUUCAGUAUUAACAUCAUUGAUAUAUCCAUUUGAUAUUAUUGUAUAUUGGAAAGAUUGAAGUACACAAAACAGUGCAUUUCUUCAGUAGAACACAGCUCAGAAAAUAAAAUGAAUUUAUUCAUUAACCCUUUGCAUGCUAGGAAAUUGUCGUCUGCUAAAAUGUCGUCUGCUGAAUUUCUAAAAUUAGCAUUUUCUUCGAUUUUUUUUCCAAAGAAUUAUAUCAGAAUAGCAAACAGUUUGGAUCCAGAUGAGACGCAUGUUCUGUGGUGUCUCAUCUAGAUCCAAACUGUUUGCAGAGGCCUUCAAAAUUCAGUUCCCGCACUGAAAGAGUUAAAUGUUUACUUAAUAUUCAUCAUUUACCUAAUAAUUUCAACUCUCAAUUAAUGUAGCAAAUUACAAACAAUAUCAUUAGAAUAUUCAUGCUGCAUUUUUCAGUCAUCUUUUAUAGUCAUGAUUAAAUUAUGCGUACAAUUAUGCAAAUUCCAAUUAAAAUUACUGAAUACUCAAAGCACUCAGGGUAUAUUAAGAUAUACAUAUUUUAUAGAUGUUUUGUAUUGUUCAUUUCAUUGUUAUUAAAAAUUGUUAUACAAUUAUAUGUCAUAUGUCAUCUAUAUGUCACUGUGACCAUAGAAUUCACACAAGUCGGUAAUUAUGGGUACUUGUACAUUUGUGUAUUUAAAUGCAUUUCCAGUAAUUUUGGAAUUAUAGAAUCAGAAAAUUAUAACUGUUGUUGUUGAGUUAUUUGUACUUUUAAAUAAAAAUUGUUGGAUACCAAUUUCUCAAAUUUCAAAAGAAUGACAAGCUUCAGGCAUAAUAAAGUUGUUUGUUUCCUUUGGCCCAUCAUUAUUGUUUUUGCUAAAUUCGAUCAUAAUCGCUUCAUUAUUUAAAAAACAAAAAACAAAAACAUGUUGAAUAUGGAUUGGAAAAUAAUAAAUAAUGUCAUUGAAUUUCUUCAUUUAAGUGGGAAAUAACUAUAGUAUUGUAAAAAAGUUAAAAAUCUUUUUCUAUAAACCCGUUUUCCAGAUGGAGAGAUAACAAACAAUUAUUUUUGCCAAGGGCUAUUCUUUAAAUCUUACUGAUUAAUAAACUUCCUGACUUCUGAUUUAUGAAGUUUGGCUCAUAGUC
Molecule: messenger RNA, 2835 nt
Organism: Dreissena polymorpha
Lineage: Eukaryota; Metazoa; Mollusca; Bivalvia; Myida; Dreissenidae
Product: thyrotroph embryonic factor-like
Exons: 2
Coding region: 397-1299 (300 amino acids)
Biological process (GO): regulation of transcription by RNA polymerase II
Cellular component (GO): nucleus
Molecular function (GO): RNA polymerase II cis-regulatory region sequence-specific DNA binding; DNA-binding transcription factor activity, RNA polymerase II-specific
Source: RefSeq, a predicted model, not a curated record